This is a messenger RNA of Oreochromis aureus, 3256 nucleotides long. RefSeq names its product A kinase (PRKA) anchor protein 8-like (gene akap8l). Gene Ontology annotation, molecular function: DNA binding. The transcript is spliced from 13 exons. Gene Ontology annotation, cellular component: nucleus. The record is from RefSeq and is a predicted model, not a curated record. The coding region runs from base 129 to 2402 and encodes 757 amino acids. NCBI's taxonomy places the organism in Eukaryota, Metazoa, Chordata, Actinopteri, Cichliformes, Cichlidae.
GCCUUGUCGGUCACGUGGUUUUGACGUGUCGGACUUGGCUCGAUACAUUUUGCUACAAGCAGCUACUCUUUUCUUGGAUCUGUAGCCGCUCGUGUUGCUAGUUUCGUCCAAACGGCGCACAAAAUAUCAUGGAAGGCAGGGGUUACGGCUCUGGUUACUCCAGUUGGGGAGGUGGAGGCUCUGGAAGCAGAGGUUCAGGUGGUUUCGAUAUGCACGGGGGAGGUUACAAGGAUUCCAUGUCUGGACUCGGAGGCUAUGGAGGUGGCAGUGGCCACAUGAAAAGAGGGCUCUCGGGAACAUCUCUGCUCUCAUCCACGGGCACCCAUGCAGAUGCAGUCAUUGCUAAGAUUAACCAGCGCUUGGACAUGCUCACUCAGUUGGAGGGGGGGUUUAAAGGGGGUCGAAGUGACAGGUUUGACCAGUACGAGUCAUUCGACUCGCGCUCCUCCGCUUUUGCCUCCUCCCGAGAUCUCUACAGAUCUGGCGGCGGUAGCUAUGGUUUUGGUGAUGGCCGGGAGGACAGCAUGCUGUUGAGUCAGCGAGGAGGCCAGGGCUUCGGAGGGGGACUUGGGCUAGGAGGAGGAGGAGGCUUUGAUAGCCCCUCCUCUUCCUAUGGAGUCGCUAAAAUGCGACAGAAUAUGAGGGAGUCCUUCACCAGUCCCCAAGGAGGAGGUUCUGGAGGUGGAGGAUGGGCUGGAGCAGGCCGACGUUCCCCCAGAAGGGGUGGAAGCGCCGGGGGUCGAGGAGCUACUGGAGGGUUUGGAAGCCGCAGGUCAGACCCCACUCCAUUAAGCGGAGGUUUGCGGGGAAGUGGUAGCGGUGGCCAGUCCCACCGCGGCCACUCUCCAGGAGGUGGUAGAGGAAAGCUCCCUUCCCUCCUGUCCAACCGCAUGUACCCUGAGAGUGGGGGCUUCCAGGGUUCUACUCAAGGGCCUCACGACUUUCCUGGGAGGCAUUUUGGAGGGGGCCCACGGGCUGGCCGGCAGCGAGGCCGCAAGAGACCCCUUAACAAACAGGUGAAGCCACAGCGGGAUAUUCAGAAGAAAAGAAAGCAGACCCCGACAUCAGGUGACGAGCCAGAGUCGAAGAUGAACAAGACGGACAGUGCCGAGUCAGAGGCUACGCAAGAGCAACCAGAGAAAAACGGCGAUGGUGGUGAGGCAAAGACAACAGCUGCUGCGGAGACAAAACCUGCUGAAGAAGGUGAUAAAGCUGCAUCCAAACUGGAAGAGAAGAAAAAGCCACAGGGCAAACAGACACCGCCCCAGGGUCAGGACAGGCACCCAAAAAUGAGGAAGAGACGAGGAUUCCUGGAAAGGGUGAUGUUUGCAUGUUCUGUGUGCAAGUUCCGUUCGUUCUACAAGGAAGAAAUGGAAGCUCAUCUUGAGAGUCGCUUCCACAAGGACCACUUUAAGUUCCUUUCCAGCCAGUUGUCCAAGCCCACUACAGACUUUUUGCAGGAGUAUUUGCAGAAUAAGUUUAAGAAGACAGAGGAGAGGGUGAGCCAGCUGGAGAACCACAGUGCUGCAAUCUGCCAGGUGUACAAAGAGCAGGACCUCACCAGGGAGCUUGGAAUGGAGCACUUUAUGAGGAAGGUGGAAGCUGCUCACUGUGCAGCAUGUGACCUCUUCAUUCCCAUGCAGCCCCACCUGAUACAGAAACACAUCAAGUCUCCUGACCACAACUACAACCGCAAGGGUAUGAUGGAGCAGUCCAAGCGGGCCAGUCUGUCAGUUGCUCGAAGCAUCCUUAACCACAAACUCAUUGGCAAGAAGCUGGAGAGCUACCUCAAGGGUGAAAACCCGUUCACUGGUAACCAAGAUGAACAGGAUCCAGAAGACAGCAUGGCAAUGGACGUAUCAGAGUUGGAGGUCACAGGCGAAGCGGCAGAGAGCCAGGCGGAAGGAGAACCUGCCAAAGAUGAGCCUGCUCCUGAGGGGGAGAUUAGCAAAGAGGGGGUCGAAGGAGAAGCAGGAGAGACUGCUGAAGCAGCAGCAUCAGAAGAAGCAGCAGCAGGCACGGAGGAGGAGGAAAAGAUGGAGGAGCAGCAGGCGAACCAGGAUGAGGAGGAGCAGCAGGCGAACCAGGAUGAGGAGGAGGAGCAGCAGGCGAACCAGGAUGAGGAGGAGGAGCAGCAGGCGAACCAGGAUGAGGAGGAGCAGCAGGCGAACCAGGAUGAGGAGGAGCAGCAGGCGAACCAGGAUGAGGAGGAGCAGCAGGCGAACCAGGAUGAGGAGAACCAGGAUGAGGAGGAAGGUUUUGAAGUUGGGGAGGAGGAGGAAGAGGAUGAGGGAUAUGUGGUUCAUGAUGAGAUUGGUGAAGAGGGAUUACACGGUGACUUGGGAGAUGAAGGAUUGGAGGCAGCAGUGCUCGAAGAGGAAGAUGCCAAUGAUCAUGAAUGAUUUCCGCUCUGUGUGAGUGAGAGAGAGAGAGAGAGAGAGAGAGUGUAACCUUUCCACCUGAACAUCUGUUUGGACCAGUCUAUGACCUCUACUGUCCAGUUUGACUGCCACGUGUAUUGUGGAUUACAUAUACCUGCUCCAGUCAUGUUUCACUGUCAGUCUGAGCUUGUUAUUUGAGUUUGGUAAAAGCAGUUGCACAUUUUGUCUACUGCUCUUCUUCACUUUCCUGCAGAGAUUUACAUGAAAGCAAAUGUCAAAAAUAGUAACUCUUGUCUUCUGCAUGCAUACAAAGUCUCAACGAAGUUAUGGGUAGACGACUUUUUAAAUAUCAGAGUAGACCGGACGUGUGGUUUACCCUUCCUCAGUCUCAACGCUGAACUGGUCUGUUCCCAGGAAUAGCUUUGUACUCGGUGCAGACAGAGGCAUUGUUGGACUUCUCAUUUCAACUUUGGCAAGAAGACACAUGAGCAUAUUUAUGAAAACGUCAAAGUAAUUUUUUUUUUUUGUUGUUGUUGUGCCUUUUUGUUAAAAUGUAAGUUGUUUAGAAUUAAGAAAUUGCGGCUAUUGUAACAUUGAGAUAUAUUGUGUACUUUUUUUGGGGGGGGGGGGUGUUCGAGAGUUUACACAAUGUCAUGGCUUUCUGGCCUUUCCCAGUAUUGAUGAAUGACCAUUUUCCAAACUUUUGGAUAAAUCUAUAAGGAGGGCUUUUUAACUCUGCAGGUGGGGCUGCCUGAGAUGAUUGAGGGGACUGUUUGUAGGAUAAGCGUGCAACAUUUUGAAUAUCAUUCGGAAUAUUUUCAGUCAUUUUAGUUUUGUCUCGGUCUGGGAAAGAAAUAAACUCGUUGACUAAAUCA